UGUCAUAAACUUGGGCGAAGAGCAGAACAUCCGACGUCCAGAGAUAGCAGCAUUGCCAUUGUUCACUUGGAUCCCUUACAAAGACAAAAAAUGUUCAGAAAUCGACGUUUUCUUAAUCGACCUCUGGCUCCUUGAAGGUGGCGGAAGAUUUCGGGAUAAGGCUUUGUUGUUUCCGAUUAAGGUUCCUAAGAAUUUUUUUCAAUGUCCAGUCCGAGUGUCUGUACCUUCUCUCAUACCUUUCGCAAUGCUAAAAGAAAAGUUCACAGAUGAAGAAAACUGCACCACUUAUUCAUAUGUGGGGUAUGAAGUGGAGAACUUCAAGCUUGUAGCGGAGGCGUUGAACUUAAGCAUUCUGUAUGGAGAAGUCCCUCCUGGGAGAAUUCCAGAAACCCAUAAGAAAGGAAUAGAUGAUGUGGUCGAAGGAUUUUCAGACUUAGCAUUCGGUGGAUAUCCUUUGCACCUGUUUCUCGCAAAUAUGUUGGAUCCAACAAUACCUUAUCUGAAAGAGUAUCUCAAAUGGUAUGUUCCUUGCGGUAACCCUGUGCCCAGAAGCGAGAAAGUAGCAAAUAUUUUCAAAACCCACAUGUGGUUAGCUAUAUUCUUCGUGUUUAUGUUAGCAGCUGUGGUGAUGCGGCAGUUAUCAAAGCGUUCAGAACUGUUUGAUUUCGAGAGCCGAGGCUUCAGGGAUGUUUCCGGAUGUUUCUACAAUGUGUGGGCUGUAUCCAUGGGGGUACCUGUAUCGGAUAUGCCCAGAAAUUCCACGACGAGAUUUGUAUUUCUCUGUUUGGUUUGGUACUGUUUUGUUCUAAGAACGUUAUUUCAGACCUGCUUUACUAGCAUCCUCGUUAACCCUGGUAUAAUUGAUCAGAUCAGAACCAUUGAAGAGCUAUAUCAAUCUGACUUGGUAUAUUUCCGUAACGACGAAAUGGAUACUCUCGUGCAAUUCACCGUUCCUGACUACCACAGCGGGAUUCGUCUGCAGAAGGAGGAAUGUGGCAACUGGAGCGCUUGUAUGACCGAGUAUCUGAACAGCCAACGCGGUGCUGCAGUAAGCUUCGGUGUUUUCACGGAAUAUGCAGUUUUGUUAUCAGUGCCUGCUGGAAGUGAGGAGCCUCAACUCUGCACUUUGCGUGAAGAUAUUUAUAGGCUGGAUUACACUAUGUACUUCAGGAAGGGAAGUCCACUACUUGGCCCUUUCAACAAGGUUAUCCGUCGCAUAAUGGAAAGUGGAUUGAUACUUAAAUCAACGAAUGAUUUCAAAGAAACUUUCAGAUAUAUAAAUUGGUCUAGUGGUCUGAAGUUACCUAAUCUGAUCACAAAAACUGACGAUGGUUAUACUGUGUUUUCAUUAUAUCAUUUAACAAUUAUAUUCCGUGUUCUUGCACUGGGGUGUGUAAUGAGUUGUGUAGUAUUUGUGGGCGAGCUGUUAUAUUGUAAAGUCUUUAAAUAA
This is a messenger RNA of Cryptotermes secundus, 1450 nucleotides long. RefSeq lists its product as uncharacterized. The record is from RefSeq and is a predicted model, not a curated record. The coding region runs from base 245 to 1450 and encodes 401 amino acids. Lineage: Eukaryota; Metazoa; Arthropoda; Insecta; Blattodea; Kalotermitidae. The transcript has 2 exons.